Venturia canescens is the source of this 926-nucleotide messenger RNA. RefSeq names its product LDLR chaperone boca (gene boca). Bases 85 to 681 code for a protein of 198 amino acids. The transcript has 5 exons. Gene Ontology annotation, biological process: protein folding. Lineage: Eukaryota; Metazoa; Arthropoda; Insecta; Hymenoptera; Ichneumonidae. The record is from RefSeq and is a predicted model, not a curated record.
UUUAUCACCGCGUAGCCUAACCUCAAUUUCAAAUGCGAAUUAGCUGUCGGCAUUUAUAUUACUUCGACAGAAAUUCUUCAUAAAAUGAACGGAAAAUUUUUGAAACUGUGCAUUUUGACAUGUUUAAUAAUAGAGAUAAUUCUCGCGGACAAACCCGCUGGAAAAAAAGCAAAAUCAUGGAAAGACAAGGACAUUCUUGACAUGACUGAUGCGGAUAUGGAAAGGUUGUUAGAUCAGUGGGAGGAAGGCGAUGAUCCACUGGAGCCAGAUGAGUUACCAGAACACUUGCGUCCUGCUCCCAAAAUCGAUAUGACUCAGCUCGAUACUUCUGACCCAGACAAUAUAUUGAGAAUGACCAAACAGGGUAAAGGAGUUAUGAUGUUUGUUGAUGUCAUACCAGAAAAAACUCCCGAAGAAGCAGAAGUUAUAAUGAAAAUAUGGCAAGGCAGUCUCAUGAACAAUCAUAUAAUUGCAGAACGGUAUCCAAUCGAUCAAAAACGCUCAGUAUUUCUAUUCAGAGAAGGUUCUCAAGCGGUAGAUGCCAAACAAUAUUUAUUAGAACAACCAGAAUGUAAACAUAUUACAUUAGAAGGUCAAACCUUUGAGCCAAAACGAACAGCUCCUAACAAGGAGAAAGACAGUAAAAAGAAGAGUAAAAAGCCUGCAAAAACUGAGCUUUGAGAGCUGUCUGAAGAUUGCUUCCAUGACUGGAUAAACAGUGAACGGGAAAUUGAUCGUUCAUUCAAAUCAUUCCUAUGAGCAAAAAAAUUAUGGGAUCGUCAGAAUCAACGAGGAUUUCGAUAGACCGACGAUCACUUUAUUCAAUUAUGACAAAUAUUGGUAACUAAAGAUGUGCCGAAAAACGAGCAGAUAUGUUGUUAAACGAUUUAUUUUGUAAGUAAAAAUAAAAGACUUUCUUCCGUGAA